AUGUGUGCAGUUGGUGUACUUGAUUGUCAAGAUAUUACUGUGGGUGUAAUAUGGAAGGGCUUAGCCGAGAAAUUGAAGCAAAGAAAAUCACUGCGGUGUGUACCUCUUCAUGGUUACUUUAUCAAGCCAAGUAGCAUCCACAGCGGUCUGGGCCGCUGUGGAUGCUCUAAGGAUUUUAAAGAUAUAGAUUAUUUUGGCAUUAAUAAAUUUUCUGCUGUAGAAGACCAUAAGGAACAAAUAAAAAAGAGAUAUUCAACUACUUUGGGUUAUUUCUACAGCUAUGUCAUUACUUCGAAGCUCACUGCGAUGAGCGAUACAAGAAACACUGGUGGAUAA
Messenger RNA from Phycomyces blakesleeanus NRRL 1555(-), 336 nucleotides. RefSeq lists its product as hypothetical. The record is from RefSeq and is a predicted model, not a curated record. The coding region runs from base 1 to 336 and encodes 111 amino acids. The transcript has 4 exons. Lineage: Eukaryota; Fungi; Mucoromycota; Mucoromycetes; Mucorales; Phycomycetaceae.